UUUAAUUAGUAAGAUGCACCACUGUCUAUCAUAAACAUGUAUUAGUAUUAGUAUUAGUAUUAGUAUUAGUAUUAAUAUUAAUAUUAAUAUUAUAAUCCGCAAUCGCAAUCGCCAUCCUUCCGUCUUCCACCGCCCGCGGCAAAUCCUUCUUCAUUCGUCGCACCACAAACCCUAGACAACUUGCAACCGAUUACACCACCCGCACCCAUCCAUCUCUGCAUCUUUCUUUGAUCUACCAUAGACACGCCCUCCCAACCCUAGGUUUACUACUACUUUGCCCGUCUACAUUAGAAUCCGACGUGAUGGACGAUUCCUGCGCCGUGUGUGCGGACACCUUGGAGUGGGUGGCUUUUGGUGCUUGCGCUCACAAGGACGUUUGUUCCACCUGCGUUGCUCGCCUCCGUUUCAUCUGUAAUGACCAUCGCUGCUGUAUUUGCAAGACAGAUUCUCCUGUUGUUUUUGUCACCAAGGCUUUGGGAGAGUAUACCAAGACGAUCCAGGACUUUUCGAUACUGCCACCUGAUGCCAAGGAGGGAAGAGCGGGGCAAUACUGGUUUCAUGAAGAUACGCGGGCCUUUUUUGAUGACCUCGAUCACUACAAGAUGAUCAAGGCCAUGUGCAAACUUUCUUGCAGCGUAUGUGAUAAAAUGGAAGGACUACCUGAUGAUGCUUACCAGAGAAGGCCAAAAUUUAGGAGCAUUGAGCAGCUAAAGGGUCAUAUAUUCCACAAGCAUAGGCUGUUAAUGUGCAGCUUAUGUUUGGAAGGAAGGAAGGUUUUCAUAUGUGAGCAGAAGUUGUAUACAAGAUCACAGCUGACUCAGCAUAUAGACACAGGUGAUUCAGAGGUGGAUGGAACGGAAAGUGAAAGAGGUGGCUUUAUGGGGCAUCCAAUGUGUGAAUUCUGCCGAACACCAUUUUAUGGGGAUAAUGAGCUCUAUAUGCACAUGUCAACUGAACAUUACACUUGCCACCUUUGUCAAAGGCAACAUCCGGGACAAUAUGAGUAUUACAAGAACUAUGAUGAUUUAGAAAUGCACUUUCGGCGAGAUCAUUUUCUUUGUGAGGACGAGGGCUGCCUUGUCAAAAAGUUCAUUGUUUUCCAAUUUGAAGCUGAAUUGAAGAGGCAUAAUGCAUUGGAGCAUGGAGGGCGUAUGUCACGUUCAAAGCGCAAUGCUGCCCUUCAGAUACCAACUAGUUUUCGCUAUAGACGAAGCAGUGAGCAAGUGAGGAGUCGUGGAAGAGGGCACACGUUUCGUCAGGAUCCUGUAGAUGCUGAGCUUUCCCUGGCCAUUCAGGCAAGCCUUGACAUAGCGGGUGGUCCAAUGUCCAUUUCUCAACCUAGCACUGAUCACAGAGAAGCCACUGAUGUUGAGUCACUUGUUCCAUCCCUUGAAUCUGUAGCUACCAUAGAUUCUGAACCAUCAUCAAGGUACCUGCAAGCAUUGUCCCUUAGUGCUAGAACUGGAACCCUGGGAGAAUCUUCUUUUCCUCCUCUGGCUGCCGCUUCUGGAAGUAAUCAACCAAAUUCUCAAUUUGACGCCUUACCUAAGGAAACUAUGGCUGCUCAUCUUCGCCGUAAGAGCAGCAAAAAGGCACAUCCUUCGAGUUCAGGUCCUGCUUGGUCAGCAGCUAAUCAUAUACCUGCACAUCCAUUGAUUAACCCUCAUUCUUGGCCUUCAGUUAAUGCUUUCUCAGGGUCAACAUCUAGUUCUGGACAGAGCAGGUCAGUUGCAGAUACUGGACCUGCAUCAUCUAGCGACCAAGCUUCUGCUCAGACUCGACCGCCAUUAGUUACUGGCUCAUCAUUUACUGGUUCUUUGAAUUCUUCAAUGGCUUCUGGAAGUGUGAGUCGCAUCAGUCAUUCUUCAUCAGCGCCGAAUCUAUCUAUUCGUGAAUCUCUUGAGUCCUCAAGUGUUGAUUUCCCUCCAGUAUCAGCCGCGCAGGCACGCAAGUCACUACAUGAUGAUUUUCCUCCAGUUUCAGCAGCACAUGCACAAAAGUCACUGAACUCUAAUCCAGUUCCGGGGAAGAUAGAAGAUGUUCAUAUGGCCAAUAAAUCUCUGGUGGAGAAAAUGCAAGCUGCUCUCGGGUUUGAUACAGACAAAUACAAUUCUUUUAAAGAGAUAUCAGGUGAAUACCGCCAAGGUUCAAUGGAUGCUGAGACAUAUCUGGCAUAUGUAGAGCAGUUUGGGUUGUCACAUCUUGUUCCUGAGAUGGCUAGACUCCUGCCUAAUGCUCAGAAGCAGAAAGAGCUAAUUGAAGCCUAUAAUAUUCAUUUGGCACACAUGACAGGAGAGAAUGGUUUAAGCCAGAAAAUAGAACAUGGUAAUGGUUCCAAAAAAGGCAAAGGCAAAGGCAAAGGCAAAGGCAAAGGCAAGUUGGCUGAUGCUGGCAGUGGCACUGUUAAAAGCAACUUAGCUGAUAACAUUAUGAGCACUGUGAAAGAACUACAGUCAGGCCUCAGAUCCUCUGAGGAUGUUGUUGAAGUGUUGUCUAAGGAUGGAUAUCGAGCAGCCACGGGCAAAUCAAAACCUAUGAUUGAUGAUUCCCAGCCAAAAUCGAGUGAGUCUGGUGAAUCUACACAGCUGAAGAGCCGGGCUGAGUCAUCAUCUACCUGGAGAGAAGAUAAGCAAAAUUGCAGUAAUAGUGAUGGGAAAAGCAAACAACGGAAAAAAACCUCAAAGUUUCACAGAGUUCGCCUUGGUGAUGGUUCUGUUGAGGCACUCUUGGAUAUUAAAAAUGCCAACACUGAUCCAGAUGGUGGUCCAGAUGUGAAUGUAACUUCAUCUAAUGGAAGCUUGCCUGCUCGGGGUGUGUGGAGAAAUGGUGGAGGUCAGAAGCUAUUGAUGAUGACUUCAAGAGGUCCUCAAAAAUGAGUGUGUGUGGCAGUGAGUCCACUGGAGGAGAGGGAGGCCCUGAUCAAUUUUUUGGGCUUAGUGCCAUUAGGGGAUAUGCAUUUAUUCCCAAGCCAA
Molecule: messenger RNA, 2972 nt
Organism: Andrographis paniculata
Lineage: Eukaryota; Viridiplantae; Streptophyta; Magnoliopsida; Lamiales; Acanthaceae
Exons: 7
Coding region: 303-2876 (857 amino acids)
Biological process (GO): rescue of stalled cytosolic ribosome; protein ubiquitination
Molecular function (GO): ribosome binding; ubiquitin protein ligase activity
Source: RefSeq, a predicted model, not a curated record